CUUAUCAUUUGGCCAUUAAAUUAUUACGUGGCCCAUGGUGACCCUAAAGUAGCCAACCACUUCCUCAUUAUUCCACAUCCUCCAUGUUGCCUCCUCGUAAUCUGUCUCUGCAAUAGAAAUCCAAAAGAAAGCUCAUGAAAUCAAACACUGCCUUUUUUUCAUUGGUUAGAGGCGUCCGAGAAAGUUGAAGAUUCAGAGAAAGCUGUCCAAUCUAACAGUUAUAAUUGCAGGAAAGAUAUUGGUUUGUUUUGUGGGUCAAUCUUUUGCAUGAAAAUGUCUGAUACCAAAACAGUUCCUACAGCUCAGUCUAAUGAAGAACUUCAUAAACCAAAAACCAAGAAGUCGAAAUGGGUUCCGCGCAAGCUCUUGGUCAAGAAACGUCAGAAUUCGAUCGUCAAUACGAAGCCUUUUGAAGAAACUCCUACAACUCCAAAACAAAGAGUUGAAGUGGCAAGAGCGGAGGAACUCGAAGAAAAUCGCACCGUUACUGAGAAUCAGAAAUCAGUCGAAGAAAAUUUUCAAAAGACAGUGUCGAUUCUGCGGAGAAGAGAGGAAAGAAGAACUGGAACGUGGAGUCAACCCGGGUCUCCUCGAGAUUCUUUGCUGCUGUCUCCGAAUCCACCAUCAGAUUCUCGGAUCAAACACAAAAAGAUACAGCAAAACAACAAUGUGAAAGUUAAAAAAAGGGAUCCCUUGAUGGGUAUAUCGAUUAUCAUAGUGAUUCUGAUAAUAACAUUGAUUUGGGGCCGAUUGUGUGCCAUUUUGUGUACGUCUGCAUGGCUUUUCUUCAUCUCUCGUUACAAAAGUGAAAGUAAAACAAGCAGUGGCUCAGGUGAUGUUGAUUUGGAUUCUGAAGAGUAUAAGAAGAGAGUGGUUUUCGAGGGUUUUCUGGAAAGAGAUCACAGGGCUAUUUCAACAUGAUGUUUGCGUACGCCAUGGAUGGAUGCGCAUUUUAGCAAAAACAUAAGGUUUUUACUAAAAUGAGCGGGAGUGUAGGUUAGGUACAGUGUUUCUUCUAGAAGUUUGUUCGGGUUUUCAACGGCUUGUUGACUUGAUUCUCACGUGAUAUUAUAGGAGGGGAGGCGUGCCUCAAAAGAAGUUUAAUCAUCGUGAUGGCCAUAUUAUUAUACACCAUGUCAUAUUUUAAUCUUGAAUGAAAAAAUAAAAGAUUUUAAUUAAAA
This is a messenger RNA of Mangifera indica (mango), 1181 nucleotides long. RefSeq lists its product as uncharacterized. Lineage: Eukaryota; Viridiplantae; Streptophyta; Magnoliopsida; Sapindales; Anacardiaceae. The record is from RefSeq and is a predicted model, not a curated record. The transcript is spliced from 2 exons. Bases 268 to 921 code for a protein of 217 amino acids.